UGUUCACCGACGGUCCAAGGCUCAGUGUUACGACCAACCUGUACCCGUUUGCGUUUGCGAGAGCUCCGGACAAGGAUUCUGCUUCUCGCCUGUGUUUGUGUGUGCUUGAGCGAAGUGACAACCAUUUGCAACCAUGAAACCUGCCUUCCUGCUAGUGUCGGGCUUUAUUGUGCUAAUACUGGUGCUAGUGAUACCGGAAACGUACGGUAAUGUGCAUGAUUUCGAUGGAAAUGAGCUGCAUACGCCGCCGUACGAUCGACGCCGUCCGGUGGGCAGCAAGGAGCAAGUCCCGGCAGGACGCGGAUUUACGGACAGUGCGCGAGAUAUACUGGCGAGUCCGGCUGGGCAGUUGGCUGCGUACGUUGCGAAGGAGAUGAUCAGUCGAUCGGCAGGCAAUAGCCAGGUGCUCAGCUUGAACUUGACGAACCUCUUGAUUCUGUUUCUGCUGAAGGCGCUCAUCUUCGCCGCCGGUUUGAUCGGUGCCGGGAACUGGAGCCAGUACGCCCGGGGCCGCAGUGAAGAAGGUGCUGCCGGUGGAGGAUUUUUACUGCCGGGCGAGGCGAACCUCAUCUUGGGCUAUCUGGCCGCGGAAGGUUCCGGCCAGGACGGGUGUCUGAUGCGGUCCGCCUGCCGUGCACCACGGACGGCCGAUGAGUACGCCCGGGCGGCACACGCCCUCAUGAAGGGUGCGGAAAUGUUUAGCCCGGAAAUAGCGGACAACUACAACUACAAGCGGCUGCUGACGAGCCUGGACCGGGCGGCAAUGGAAGGAUUGCAGGGUGCGCCGUGUGAAAUGAUCUACGCCUGUCAUAUCUGAGAUCGGGUCCAAAUGCUUCCGUUGGUUGGUAGUGUGCAGUAACAAGAAAUGCAGUCGUUGCAUUUUAGUUCUACAGUUAGUGUGAAGAACGACAAUAAAAAUAUUCACCCAGUUUUAGUACUUCCGUAGGCAAGUGUCAUAUUAUUAUUGACCACUUACAUGGGACAUUGCACAUAGUCUACAUCAAGAUUAUAGCAUCUUUAUGUUUUGCUAUAAAAUCGGAAGCAUUUUGAAGGAAUAAAUUAAUUCACCCCAAAUCUACUGGAGAGCUUUCAAA
This is a messenger RNA of Anopheles stephensi (Asian malaria mosquito), 1094 nucleotides long. RefSeq lists its product as uncharacterized. The transcript has 3 exons. Lineage: Eukaryota; Metazoa; Arthropoda; Insecta; Diptera; Culicidae. The coding region runs from base 134 to 817 and encodes 227 amino acids. The record is from RefSeq and is a predicted model, not a curated record.